GGGCAGUAAUUUUGCUCGAAAUAUUACCAAUAACAAAACUUAUCAUUGUGUGUAAACUAUUAAAAUAUAAUUAUACUUUAUUUGAUCUAAUCCACAAUGCUCAAACUUUUUACUGAUAUUAAUUCAACUGACGGUCUUCCCAUUAAAAGACUGGCCAACAAACUCACACAUUUAUAUCAAGCUGAAUCUCGAUUUAUGAACCAUCGAAUUUUCAACAUCAGAUGCCUUAAAAAUGGAAUUAUUCCUGUAUACAUGAAAUUAAAAUCACCAAUAUCUACUGAUAAAGCAAAUGCAGCGCUCACACAUGCCUCAAAAGUAUGCAUCAAAGAAAACCUACGUGGAAUUAUACAAAAGCUAUUCACGAUAAGGAAAGAUAUUAAUGAAAUAAAAGAAAAAUUGAAAGAAGUAAUCGAAAAAGAAAAGUAUGAAAGCAUACUACAAGUUGCACAAAAACGAAAAGAAACUACUUAUGAAAAAACAAAGCAGAAACAAAUCAAAAAAUUUAAUAAACUCAUGAUAGCGAAAACUCCGAAUGACAGACAAGUAACUAAAGCCAAUUGGAUUGUAAACUUGUCAGACAGAAAGUUAACAGAAGCAGAGGAAAGUGUAUUGAUGAAAGGGAUGAACUUCAAUAUCAGCAACAAAAGAUUAAAACCUGAAGACAUCAUACCUGUAAUUGAAACAGCACUCGAAGGAUAUGACAAGCAAAAAGCUGAACUGGUACGAGCACAAUGUGCACUUACAUUAAAAAAGCAAAAAGCAGAAAAACCAAAUAUAACGAAAGAGGAACUAAAAGCACUUCAAGACAUAAAAGCAGACAAAUCCAUUGUCAUUACUCAAGCAGACAAAGGAAACACAACAGUAUUACUUAACAAAACAACAUAUAAUCAAAAGAUGAAUGAACAUCUACAAUCUGGACCCUAUACCAUAAUGACUAAAUCAGCUGAAACGAUCAUCAACAAAACAAUGAAAGAAACAGCAAAGGUAGUUAGACAAAUGAAAGAAGUAAUCGGUAAGUCAAAAUGGUUUGAAAUUAUGCCAAAAUCCUGUAAUGUACCUAGGAUAUAUGGUAAGAUAAAAUUGCAUAAAGAGGGAUAUCCAAUAAGACCGAUUGUAGACUUCAGAAACACACCAACGUAUAUGCUAUCCAGAUUUCUCUCGACAAUACUAAGACCGACAAGAGACAACUCAAAAGCUAGAAUAGUAGAUUCAUUUGAAUUAGUGAGGCGAAUAAAAACCACUAAAAUAGAGGAGGAAGAAAUACUAGUUAGCUUUGAUGUAAACAGUCUUUAUACGAAAAUACCCAUUCAAAUGGCCAUGAUUGCACUGAAAGAGAAACUAAAUGAAGAUAAUGGCCUGAAAGACAGAACACAGUUAUCCGUAGAAGAAAUAAUAAAAGGGGUAGAAUUCUGUCUGACAACAACAUAUUUCACAUUCGAAGGAAAAAUAUACCAACAAAAUGAGGGAGUAGCCAUGGGAUCGCCUAUCUCACCAAUUAUAGCUGACAUUUUCAUGGAUUAUUGGGAGGAGAAUGCCCUUAAACCAUUCAGAUCAUCACUAAAAUGUUGGUGGAGAUAUGUAGACGACACGCUAGUAAUAGUGAAAAAAACGAUACUGAGAAACUUUUAUCACACAUAAACAAACACGUCGACUCAAUAAAAUUUACUAUGGAAUUAGAGAAUGAAAUUGGAGAACUGCCCAUGUUAGAUUGCAAGCUACAAAGAAUGACAGAUGGUAGCAUAAAAACAACGAUAUAUAGAAAAGCCACACAUUCUGGAAGAUUCCUUGAUUAUUACUCAGCUCAUCCACUCUCGGUAAAACGAGGAUUAAUACAGGGUCUUGCAGAUAGAAUACGUAGACUUACAACAGCACCAGAGGACCAGCGUAAAGAAAUAAAAGUCCUAUUCAAAAUGCUACUCGAAAACAACUACCCUAGAGAAUUUAUAAAAGAUAAUAUAAAAAAGAGAAAAAAGAGGGUAAAACCGGAGAAUAACAAGAAGGAAGAAUGGAAAAAAACAGUCGCAAUACCAUAUAAAAAUGGUACAUCAGAGGCAAUACAAAGAAACCUCAAAAAUAUCGGCAUUCGAACAACCUUUAAACCGACAAAUCUAAUCAAAAAUAAAAUAAAUCAACUAAAAGAUCCCAUAAAAAUGAUGGAUAAAAACAAUUUGAUUUAUAAAAUAUCUUGUGCUGACUGUCCAACUAAAUAUGUGGGGCAAACGUCCAGAUCACUCAAAAUAAGAGUGAAUGAACAUAAACGCCUAACUAAAGGUCAACCAACAGGGACACAAGCUUACAAAAAUCUUGAAAAAAAUUCAUCCAUAGCUGCACAUGCAUGGGACAAAAACCACAAUAUCGAUUGGGACAAUGUGUGUAUUCUAAAAACAAACAUGAACAAAUGGAAAGAAAGACUCAUAACAGAAUCGAUAUUCAUUAAAGUCACACCGGAUACAUGUAACAAGGGUGACUCAGUACAACUAUCAACAACUUGGAAUAUAAUUCUAAAUACAAACACAUGAAUGAAUGUGGAGUAUAAUUCUGAACACACAUAUGCACACACAAACAUGAAUGAACAGAAAAAUAAUAAUAAUGAACUAUAUAUAUGAAUACAAAUCAUAAAUGUGUGAAUAAAACAAUUCCAACAGUGGUGUGAACACGGGCAGUAAUUUUGCUCGAAAUAUUACCAAUAACAAAACUUAUCAUUGUGUGUAAACUAUUAAGAUAUAAUUAUACUUUAUUUCAGUCCUCAAAGUCCUAGUCAUCUGAAGUCUUUCCAUUGGUCCGAAGCACUGCUAUCUUAUCGCUGUUCUGGAUAUGAAUCAUGA
This is a messenger RNA of Trichobilharzia regenti, 2825 nucleotides long. Lineage: Eukaryota; Metazoa; Platyhelminthes; Trematoda; Strigeidida; Schistosomatidae. The record is from the annotation of a GenBank genome assembly.